Messenger RNA from Nicotiana tabacum (common tobacco), 708 nucleotides. Its product is annotated as glucan endo-1,3-beta-D-glucosidase. Lineage: Eukaryota; Viridiplantae; Streptophyta; Magnoliopsida; Solanales; Solanaceae. The record is from RefSeq and is a predicted model, not a curated record.
UUUCCUCACUGAAAACCACAACAAUCACUUUAGCUUCUGCCGAGUAUCCCUUGUUUUAAAACACACACACCUAUGGUUAAAGCAGCUCUCACCCUUUGCUUCCUACUUUUGUCCCACAUUUCAGUGGGAACAUUGGUGUUAGCAAAUGAAAAGAAAACUUGGUGUGUAGCUAAACCUUCAUCAGAUCAGAAAACACUACAAGAAAACAUAAAUUAUGCAUGUUCUCAGGUUGAUUGUAGGAUCUUGCAAAAGGGUUGCCCUUGUUCUUCCCCAGAUAAUCUCAUGAACCAUGCUUCUAUUGUUAUGAACCUCUAUUACCAAGCUAAGGGAAGGAAUUAUUGGAAUUGUCACUUUGGUAAUUCUGCCCUCAUUGUUUUGACUGACCCAAGUUAUGGCAGCUGUAUUUAUGAAUGAAGCCAUCAUUAGGAUAAGCAGCUAAAUGUGGAUGCCAUUCUUUUGAUCCUUUUUCCUUUUUUGGUUGACUACUUGUUUAAGAAUAUUAUUAGUAACAUAUAAUAUGUCAUUCUAGGGAGAGAGAAGCUCAUAUGACAAUUAGUUCUCAAAAUAUAGUCCUGUACAAUAACCCUUAAUUUCAAUAAGUCCUUGUAUAAGUGGUGCCAAAGAUCUUGUGUGAAACUUUUAUUCCCUUGGGGAUUUGUAUUCUGCUUCAGCUGAAUUAUAAAUAAGCAAAAAUGCCACUUUACUUCA